UUGUCCGGCACAACAUCGGCGUAACUCGAAUGACAGAUACACAUUGAUGCGAGAGUAUUUAUUUUCAAAAGUCUGCGAAAAUCAAGACCUACAAUUUAAUUUAUUAUGGCUGGAGAAGUGGUUGUCGACGCGUUGCCAUAUAUUGAUCAAGGAUAUGACGAACCUGGCGUUAGAGAAGCUGCGUUGGCGAUGGUAGAGGAAGAGACACGUCGUUACAGACCGACAAAGAAUUAUUUAGAACAUCUAUCACCUCUUAAUAUAACCGCAUUUGAAACAGAAGUUAUGAAACAUGAAUUCGAGAGAAUGCAGAAUCGUUUGCCAAUGGAGGUGCUUAGUAUGAAGCGUUACGAGUUACCACCACCUCCUUCUGGCAAGUUGAACGAUUUAGCUGCGUGGAACGAGAGUGUGGAAAACAGCAGCGCACAAUUAGAGCAUCAGGCUACUCGAAUCUGUAACUUGGAACUGAUGAUGGAAUUUGGCUGUGAAGCUUGGAAAUCUUACCUGGAAGUGUUGGUUCAGCUAGUAGGACAGGCUCAGAAACAGCUGCAAACGUUGAGGAAAAAGAUUCAAGAAGUUAACUGGCAAAGAAAGUCAAUGCAGACACAAGGAGGUGACAAACUGAGAGCUCUAGAAGCGCAAUGGGUCGGUUUGGUUUCUAAAAAUUACGAGAUCGAACAAGCUUGUGUACACUUGGAAGAGGAAAUACAGAAAGUAAUAAUAAACAAGGAAGCUGUGGAGAUCAAUGAUGUGCCAGGCGAAGAGGGACCUGAUGUGCCGGAAAAAAGUGCCACAGACUCUAUGGCGUUACAGAUGCAGCAGCAGGAAAAUCCAGACACUUAAUAAUAAAAUUAUUACAUGUAAUAUAUUAAGGAUUGAUUAUAAAUAAUAUAAUGUGAUGAUUGAUGAUAAAUUAUGUAAUGUUAAAUUUUUGUGUGUAUGACUGUAAAAUUAACCCUUCGUCCGUAGACCAGGUCUUCUAGACCCACUCAAAAAUCGACAUUUCUAGAAAAAGUAAGUUUUUUUUAAAACGCUUAUAUCUUUGAAACUACUGAGAUUUUUUCAAUCUGUUUUUUUUUUUAUC
This is a messenger RNA of Pseudomyrmex gracilis, 1081 nucleotides long. RefSeq names its product pre-mRNA-splicing factor SPF27 (gene BCAS2). The transcript has 3 exons. The coding region runs from base 106 to 840 and encodes 244 amino acids. Gene Ontology annotation, biological process: mRNA processing. Lineage: Eukaryota; Metazoa; Arthropoda; Insecta; Hymenoptera; Formicidae. The record is from RefSeq and is a predicted model, not a curated record. Gene Ontology annotation, cellular component: catalytic step 2 spliceosome; precatalytic spliceosome; Prp19 complex.